This is a messenger RNA of Lates calcarifer (barramundi perch), 2136 nucleotides long. RefSeq names its product serpin peptidase inhibitor, clade H (heat shock protein 47), member 1a (gene serpinh1a). Gene Ontology annotation, biological process: collagen fibril organization; negative regulation of endopeptidase activity. NCBI's taxonomy places the organism in Eukaryota, Metazoa, Chordata, Actinopteri, Centropomidae. Gene Ontology annotation, cellular component: endoplasmic reticulum. The transcript has 5 exons. The record is from RefSeq and is a predicted model, not a curated record. Gene Ontology annotation, molecular function: serine-type endopeptidase inhibitor activity. Bases 211 to 1443 code for a protein of 410 amino acids.
GGACCGGCCUGGAAAUAAGAUUCCACAGCAGAGAUUUUCAUGCUCUGAAAGAAUAGGCAUGACAGUUCCUGCAACUGUGUCAUAAAAUCCUGUUCCUGACUAUCAGAUACAUUAAGUUCAUACACAGCAGAUCAGUGCUGGGGGGGUCUAUUUAAGCAGGUUGAGGACAACUUGCUGGAUCUGCUGAAAGAACCUAAUAAGUGCUACAUCAUGUGGGUGUCAAACCUGGUAGCUCUGGUCCUCCUGGCCACUUCAGCCUCUGCUGCCACCUCUGCAUCAGCAGACAAGGUCCUCAGUAACCAUGCUACCAUCCUGGCUGACAACAGCGCCAACCUGGCUUUCAGUCUCUAUCAAAAUAUGGCAAAAGAGAAAGACGUAGAAAACAUCCUCAUUUCCCCUGUAGUAGUUGCCUCCUCUCUGGGUCUGGUGGCUCUUGGGGGAAAGGCUUCCACUGCCUCUCAGGUGAAAACCAUUCUGAAUGCAGCUAAAGUUAAAGAUGAGCAACUGCACUCUGGUCUGGCAGAGCUCCUGACUGAGGUGAGCGACCCAAAGACCCGAAAUGUCACAUGGAAGAUUAACAACCGUCUGUAUGGACCCAACACUGUCAACUUUGUGGAUGAUUUUGUCAAGAGCAGCAAAAAACACUAUAACUGUGACCACUCCAAGAUAAACUUCCAAGAUAAGAAAAGUGCUGUGAACUCAAUCAAUGAGUGGGCAGCCAAGUCUACUGAUGGCAAACUGCCUGAGGUCACUAAGGAGGUGGAGAAGACUGAUGGGGCAAUGAUCAUCAAUGCUAUGUUUUUCAAACCUCACUGGGAUGAACAGUUUCACCAUCAGAUGGUGGACAACCGUGGAUUCUUGGUAUCCCGCAGCUACACUGUUUCAGUACAGAUGAUGCAUCGUACAGGUCUCUAUGGCUUCUUUGAAGACAAAACCAAUAAGCUGACCAUCCUGAGCAUGCCCCUGGCUCAUAAGAAGUCCAGUGUGGUGUUCAUCAUGCCCUACCAUCUUGAACCUCUGGAGAGACUGGAGAAGAUGCUGACCAAGAAGCAGCUGGACACAUGGAUGGGCAAGCUGCAGCAGACAGCAGUGGCUGUGUCUCUGCCCAAAGUCAGCAUGGAAGUCAGUCACAACCUGAAGAAACACCUCGGGAAGCUGGGCCUGACAGAAGCUGUGGACAAAUCCAAAGCUGACUUCUCCAACAUCUCUGGGAAAAAGGACCUCUACCUGUCCAGUGUGUUCCAUGCCUCUGCCAUGGAAUGGGACACUGAUGGAAAUGAAAUGGAUACCAGCAUCUUUGGCACAGACAAGCUGAAAAACCCUAAACUGUUCUACGCUGAUCACCCUUUCAUCUUCCUAGUGAAGGACCAGAAGACAAACUCCAUCCUGUUUAUUGGCAGGAUGGUCAGGCCAAAGGGUGAAAAGAUGAGAGAUGAAUUGUGACCAUGUGGUGAGCUGAGUAUCCAGAGAAGUUAAACGUCUGACUGUGUGCGUGAGUGUAGAUUUUCUACAGCAACAUGCUGAGAGAAGUGCAAGAUAAAAAAUAGUUUUGAAAUCAGACAUGUGCAUUCCUACAUCCAGUGCCAGCAGCAUUCCACACAGAAAAAGCAUUGUGCACACCCUUCAUUUGUAUCUCAGAGAAUGUCUUAUCACUAUGUGGCCUUUUUGUUAUGUAUUGGCAGUUAUAGACUGAAGACUUAGAUUAAGUACGAUUUCCCAGAUUAAUGCCUAAAAUGUAAAUACACAGUUUAAUGGAGGAGGAGAAUCCCUGUGAAAACUGUCUCACAUCUUACUAAUCUUUGUGAAAGGUGAACAACAAUUCUGCUUUCGAAAAGACUUCAUGGUGCUUGUUUAACAUUUUUUUUGUCAUGGAUUGCUGCUUUUAAUUUGAAAGUCCAUUGGCCUUCACAAAUAUUUUUCCCAUUCUUUGCACUACUUUCCACCACAAGCAUAUUUUCUUUUAACCAAGCAGCUGUGUUUCUUAAACUACACAUAAUGCACUGAUCAACACCAAUGGGAGUAAGGACUAUGUCUGCAAAAGCAUGUGACCACAUGGUUUUAGGCUGUUAUAAAUUUCCUGUUUUGCAAUAAAAAUGUGAAAAAUGUGACAUCAUAAGAUGCCAACUUAUUCUGCCA